This is a messenger RNA of Coregonus clupeaformis (lake whitefish), 4780 nucleotides long. RefSeq names its product copper-transporting ATPase 1-like. Gene Ontology annotation, molecular function: ATP hydrolysis activity; ATP binding; copper ion binding. The record is from RefSeq and is a predicted model, not a curated record. Gene Ontology annotation, biological process: monoatomic cation transport. Gene Ontology annotation, cellular component: membrane. NCBI's taxonomy places the organism in Eukaryota, Metazoa, Chordata, Actinopteri, Salmoniformes, Salmonidae.
AGGACUCCCCAUGACGCUGAAGGUCAAGCUGAGCUCCGUAUGUCUGGGUGUGGAGGGGAUGACCUGUGGUUCCUGUGUUCAGUCUAUAGAGCAGCGCAUUGGGGGUCUGCCUGGAGUCGUACACAUCAAGGUGUCUCUGGAGCUGAAGAAUGCCAGCAUCAUCUUCGACCACAGCCGUCACACCCCAGAGUCCCUGGCGGAGGCCAUCGAGGACAUGGGGUUUGACUCCAUCCUCUCAGACUCCACCACAGUCUCCGCGGUCCCCACGGACACCCAGCUGGUCCCCACCCCAGCCCUUCUCACUCCCGAGGCCCAACAGGAGGCUCUGGCCAGGCUUGCUCAGCUCCAGGGGGUCCUGGGGGUCCAGGAGAACAAGGACCAGAAGGGGGUGUCCGUUACCUUCAUCCCUACCCUGAUCGGUGCACUGCAGCUGGGGGAGGUGGUUAGUAGCUUGGUCCCCCUCCUGGAGGCCCCUACAUCCAGUAGCGCUACAAAGGAAACCCUAGCCUCAGUCCCAGCCCCUGCCACAGUUUUAGCCCCUGUCCCAGCCACAGUCACAGUUUUAGCCCCUGUCCCAGCCCCUGCCACAGUUUUAGCCCCUGUCCCAGCCACAGUCACAGUUUUAGCCCCUGUCCCAGCCCCAGUCACAGUGUCAGCCCCUGUCCCAGCCCCAGUCACAGUUUUAGCCCCGGCCACAUCCUCACAGCCUCAGCUGGUGAAGAUGCGCAUCGAAGGCAUGGUCUGUCUGUCCUGCACCACCGCCAUUGAAGGGAAGAUUGGCAAACUCAAAGGAGUUGAGAAAAUCAAAGUGGUUCUAGACUCCCAGGAAGCCACAGUUCUCUACCUGCCGUACCUCAUCACCAUCGAUGACAUCAUCGCCCAGAUCGCCAAGGCCGGCUUCAAGGCCACACCCAAGUCCAAGCCCCGCCCCCUGCAGCUGUCCAUGGAGCGGUUGCUAAGCGCUGCCUUAUUACCCCCAGAGCCGGUGGAAUCUUCCCCCGAGGAUUCUGAGGCCUCCACAGACUCGGCCCUGACGACCCUCAGAGUGACGGGCAUGCACUGCCGCUCCUGUGUGGUAAACAUCCAGGAUAACAUCUCCAAGCUGGCUGGGGUGACCUCCAUAGAGGUAUUGUUGGAGAGAGAGCGCGCCUCCAUCCACUACGACCCAGGGAGGGUGACUGUGUCUGGGCUACAACAAGCCAUUGAGGCCCUGCCACCGGGGACGUUUAAAACCCAACCCUGGAGCUCUACUUCUGGAGGUCUUAGUCCUAUAUCCACAUCCACAACACCUAUACCUUCACCAUCCCCACCACCGUUGUCCCAGUCCCAGGCCGGCCUCUCCUCCCCCCAGCCCUGCUACAGCCAGCCCCUGUCGGCCACGGCCCUAAUCCAUAUAGAGGGGAUGACCUGUGGGUCCUGUGUUCAGUCCAUAGAGGGGAUGCUGUCUCAGAGGAAGGGGGUGCGGUCAGCCAAGGUGUCGUUGGCCAAUCACAGAGGGACGUUUGAGUACGACCCUCUCCUCACCCAACCAGAAGAGCUCAGUGAGGCCAUAGAGGACAUGGGAUUUAAUGCCUUCCUGCCUGAAACCAACUCCCUGGUGACCGUCCCAGUUAUCAGUCCCCCCUCGUCCCCCUCCCUGUCCCCCGCCCCUGUCAUGGAGCUGGACUGCGACCCAGAGAGGGGUGGGGGACAGGGGGUUAGGGGGACCCCGAACACCCUAAAUGCUAAAUGCUUCAUCCAGAUUGGUGGAAUGACCUGUGCGUCCUGUGUGGCCAACAUUGAGAGGAACCUGAAGAAUGAACACGGUAUCUACUCUGUGCUGGUGGCCCUGAUGGCUAGUAAGGCUGAGGUGCGUUAUAACCCUGAGGUGAUGGACCCUCUGAAGAUAGCAGAGUAUGUCAGAGAGUUGGGCUUCACUGCUUCUGUCAUGGAGAACUAUGAGGGUUCUGAUGGAAGACUGGAACUGGUGGUCAGGGGAAUGACGUGUGCCUCCUGCGUUCACAAAAUUGAGUCCAGCCUGAUGAAAGAGAAGGGUAUCGUCUACGCCUCCGUUGCCCUGGCAACCAACAAAGCCCACAUCAAGUACGACCCAGAGGUGACGGGACCGAGAGACGUCAUCAAACUCAUAAAGAACCUGGGCUUUGCGGCAUCUCUGGUGAAGAGGGAUCGCACAGGCAGUCACCUGGACCACAGCAGAGAGAUCACACAAUGGAGGAAGUCGUUCCUGGUCAGCCUGUUCUUCUGCGUCCCAGUCAUGGGGAUGAUGACCUACAUGAUCAUAGUAGACCACCAGAUCAGCACGUCUCACCGGCACAACGCCACCGCACCGGACCCUGAACACUACCACUCCACCAUGUUCCUGGAGAGACAGCUGCUCCCAGGCCUCUCCAUCAUGAACCUGAUCUCAUUCCUCUUCUGUGUCCCUGUACAGUUUAUUAGCGGGCGUUACUUCUACACCCAGGCCUACAAGGCCCUGAAACACAGAACAGCCAACAUGGACGUGCUCAUCGUGCUGGCCACCUCCAUAGCCUUCACCUACUCCGUGGUCAUCCUCAUGGUCGCCAUGAUAGAGAGGGCAAAGGUCAACCCCAUCACCUUCUUUGACACGCCCCCCAUGCUGUUUGUUUUCAUCUCCCUGGGACGCUGGCUGGAGCAGAUCGCCAAGAGUAAGACGUCAGAAGCUCUGUCUAAGCUGAUGUCCCUUCAGGCCAGCGAGGCGACAGUGGUCACUCUCAACACGGACAUGUCUGUACUCAGUGAGGAGCAGGUAGAUGUGGAGCUGGUCCAGAGAGGAGACGUGGUCAGGGUGGUUCCCGGAGGGAAGUUCCCCGUAGAUGGGAGGGUCAUCGAGGGACACAGCAUGGCUGACGAGUCUCUCAUCACAGGUGAGGCCAUGCCAGUGACUAAGAAGCCAGGCAGCUCAGUGAUAGCUGGCUCUAUCAACCAGAACGGCUCUCUACUCAUCACUGCUACACACGUAGGCCUGGACACAACCCUGUCUCAGAUAGUCAAACUAGUGGAGGAGGCUCAGACAUCUAAGGUGAGGCAGUUUGCAGAUAAGAUCAGUGGUUACUUUGUCCCGUUCAUCGUUGGUGUCUCUCUCCUCACUCUGUUCGCCUGGAUCCUCAUUGGCUUUGUCGACUUUCCACUUGGCUAUGAUCAGAGCAUCUCCAAGGCAGAAGCCGUGAUCAGGUUUGCCUUCCAGGCCUCCAUCACGGUGCUGUGUAUCGCCUGCCCCUGCUCUCUGGGCCUGGCGACCCCGACAGCAGUGAUGGUGGGCACGGGGGUGGGCGCUCAGAACGGCAUCCUCAUCAAGGGAGGGGAACCACUAGAGAUGGCACACAAGAUCCAGACAGUGGUGUUUGAUAAGACUGGGACCAUCACCUACGGAGCUCCUAAAGUUAUCCAGCUGAAGAUUUUAGUGGAGGGGAACAGGAUGCCUCGCUCCUGCCUGCUGGCCAUUGUAGGGACUGCAGAGAACAACAGUGAACACCCACUGGGAGCUGCUAUCACCAAGUACUGUAAACAGGAGCUGGGUACAGAGUCCCUGGGUGGGUGUACUGACUUCCAGGCUGUACCAGGCUGUGGUAUACGAUGCCAGGUCAGUAACACCGAGACCCUGCUGAGACAUCAUCAUGAGGACAGUGACGACAACAACCAGAGAAACAGUAUUCUGGUCCAGAUCAGUGACUCCAGGAUCAGGCCAGGCUCACACCCGCUCAUCAUGGACCCCCAGCCUCUCACCCUGGUGCAGACAGCGUCCUAUGUGGUGUUGAUGGGGAACAGGGAGUGGAUGAGGAGGAACGGACUCCAGAUCAGACCCGAUGUAGAUGAGACCAUGACUGAACAUGAACGCAGGGGACGCACUGCUGUACUGGUGGCUGUCGACGGUCUGCUUUGUGCGAUGAUAGCCAUAGCAGACACAGUGAAGCCAGAGGCAGAGUUGGUGGUUCACACCCUGCAGGCCAUGGGUCUGGAAGUGAUUCUGAUGACUGGAGACAACAGCAGGACGGCACAGGCCAUCGCUGCUCAGGUGGGUAUCAGGAAGGUGUUUGCGGAGGUGCUGCCAUCCCACAAGGUUGCCAUGGUAGAGCAGCUGCAGCAGGCAGGGAAGAGGGUGGCCAUGGUGGGUGACGGGGUCAACGACUCGCCCGCUCUGGCCAUGGCAGAUGUUGGCAUCGCCAUAGGAACGGGCACUGACGUGGCCAUAGAGGCAGCUGAUGUGGUGCUGAUCAGGAAUGACCUGCUGGAUGUGGUGGGGAGUAUUGACCUUUCCAAGAAGACUGUGGAGAGAAUCAGGAUCAACUUUGUGUUUGCUCUCAUCUAUAACCUGGUGGGGAUCCCUAUCGCUGCUGGUGUGUUCAUGCCCGUUGGUCUGGUUCUCCAGCCAUGGAUGGGUUCCGCUGCCAUGGCCUUCUCCUCUGUCUCUGUGGUGCUGUCCUCUCUACUACUCAAAUGCUACACUAAGCCCAGCGCUGAGCUGCUGGAGUCUCGUCGGGGCAGUCAGAAGAGACACGCUGCAAGCCUAUCAGACGUCAGCGUCCACAUCGGCAUGGGCGAGCUGCGCCGCUCCUCCCCCAGGCUGAGCCUAUUGGACCGCGUUGUCAACUUCAGCCGCACCUCCAUCAACUCCCUCCAAUCAAAGCACUCCCUCAACAGCAUGGCCCUCAGCGAACCCAACAAACACUCAUUGCUGAUGGGGGAGGCCCUCUGCGAGGAGGAGUUUGUCUGAGGCUAUGCUUUGCUAACUUAACCUUGGUUUAGCCAUUUAUAUGCUUGA